Molecule: messenger RNA, 2022 nt
Organism: Pipistrellus nathusii (Nathusius's pipistrelle)
Lineage: Eukaryota; Metazoa; Chordata; Mammalia; Chiroptera; Vespertilionidae
Source: the annotation of a GenBank genome assembly
AUGGCGAAGCUGGAGACACUACCUGUGCGGGCUGACUCAGGGCGGGAUCCCCUCCUGGCCUUUGCCCCACGGCCCUCUGAGCUCGGACCCCCAGAUCCUCGUCUGGCCAUGGGCAGCGUGGGCAGUGGAGUGGCCCACACCCAGGAGUUCGCCAUGAAGAGCGUGGGCACCCGCACAGGGGGUGGGGGCAGCCAGGGCCCUCGAGCUGGAGGCAGUGGGGCCAGCAGGGAGAGGCCAGGCCGCUACCCGUCUGAGGACAAGGCUCUCGCCAACUCCCUCUACCUCAACGGCGAGCUGCGGGGCAGCGACCACACGGACGUCUGUGGCAACGUGGUGGGCAGCAGUGGUGGCAGCAGCAGCAGCAGCAGCAGUGACAAGGCCCCGCCACAGUAUCGCGAGCCCAGCCACCCACCUAAGCUCCUGGCCACCUCUGGCAAGCUAGACCAGUGCUCAGAGCCGCUGGUUCGGCCUUCCGCCUUCAAGCCUGUUGUACCCAAGAACUUCCACUCCAUGCAGAACUUGUGUCCCCCACAGACCAGCGGGACCCCUGAGGGACGACAGGGCCCUGGGGGCCUCAAGGGUGGACUGGACAAGUCUCGGACCAUGACCCCAUCGGGCGGGGGUGGGGGCAGCCUCUCAGACUCCGGCCGGAACUCGCUCACAAGCCUGCCCACCUACAGCUCUAACUACAGCCAGCACGUGGCGCCCCUCAGCGCCUCCACCAGCCACAUUAACCGCAUCGGCACUGCCAGCUACGGCAGUGGCAGCGGCAGUGGCACGGGCAGUAGCGGUGGCGGGUCGGGCUACCAGGACCUGGCCACCUCUGACAGUGGGCGGGCCUCUAGCAAGAGCGGGUCCUCUUCCUCCAUGGGGCGGUCUGGCCACCUGGGAGCGGGCGAGGGCGGAGGAGGUGGAGGCCUGCCGUUUCCGGCCUGCUCACCACCCUCGCCCAGUGCUCUGAUCCAGGACCUCGAGGAGCGGCUGUGGGAGAAGGAGCAGGAGGUGGCCGCCCUGCGCCGGAGCCUGGAGCAGAGCGAGGUGGCGGUGGCCCAGGUUCUGGAGGAGCGGCAGAAGGCGUGGGAGCGGGAGCUGGCCGAGCUGCGGCAGGGCUGCAGCGGGAAGCUGCAGCAGGUGGCCCGCCGCGCCCAGCGCGCUCAGCAGGGCCUGCAGCUGCAGGUGUUGCGGCUGCAGCAGGACAAGAAGCAGCUGCAGGAGGAGGCAGCCCGGCUGAUGCGACAACGGGAAGAGCUCGAGGACAAGGUGGCCGCCUGCCAGAAGGAGCAGGCCGACUUCCUGCCCCGGAUGGAGGAAACUAAGUGGGAGGUGUGCCAGAAGGCCGGGGAGAUUUCCCUCCUGAAGCAGCAGCUGAAGGACUCGCAGGCGGAUGUGUCCCAGAAGCUGAGUGAGAUCGUGGGGCUGCGCUCCCAGCUGCGGGAGGGCCGGGCCUCGCUGCGGGAGAAGGAGGAGCAGCUGCUCAGCCUGAGGGACUCCUUCAGCAGCAAGCAGGCCAGCCUGGAGCUGGCGGAGGGGGAGCUGCCCGCCGUCAAGCCGGCGCUGACCCCCGCGGACCCCGCCGCCGCCGAGCCGCAGGACGCGCUGGCCUCCUGCGAGAGCGAUGAGGCCAAGAUGCGCCGGCAGGCGGGUGUGGCCGCCGCCGCCUCCUCCGUCUCCCUGGACGGGGAGGUGGACGCCGGUGGGGAGAGCGGGACGCGGGCCCUGCGGCGGGAGGUGGGGCGGCUGCAGGCCGAGCUGGCGGCCGAGCGGCGAGCCCGGGAGCGCCAGGGGGCCAGCUUCGCGGAGGAGCGCCGCGUGUGGCUGGAGGAGAAGGAGAAGGUCAUCGAGUACCAGAAGCAGCUGCAGCUGAGCUACGUGGACAUGUACCAGCGCAACCAGCAGCUGGAGCGGCGGCUGCGUGAACGCGGGGCCGCCGGGGGUGCCAGCACACCCACCCCCCAACAUGGCGAGGAGAAGAAAGCCUGGACCCCGUCCCGCCUGGAGCGCAUCGAGUCCACAGAAAUCUGA